AUGGCAGUAUGGAUAAUAGAACAGUCUUCAAACAACUGCAGAGCUAUUGUUAUUAUUACCCAUAACGGCCACGGAACUUUCCUAUUUUUUGAAGAGCACGAGUAUGACAUAUUGAAACAAGAGUGGACCGCCAACAAUCUCGAUCCAGUCCAAGAAGCUAUGAAAAAUGUCCAAUCUGUAGCAACGGUUAUACGUCAUCAAAUUUGUGAAAAUAAAUAUGAAACAGGGUAUUAUCCCCCAGGUGAGGUUAUGUUUAGCGAAGAAAAAAUGGUUGAAGAGAUUCCAGAGUUAUUGUUUCUUCUAAUUCAGUCCAUAAUAAGUAUAAACAAAACAGGAAAACCUGAUGCAUUAUUAAGAAAUUGUAUAGUAAUAUGUCAUCUCAUAAUUGCAGCAACUCGUCCUCGAUCAUUCAUGUCUUCUGUACUAGUGGGUUUGGGAGUAAUGAUAUAUCAAAAAUUUGCUUCUAAGAACCUGUUAGAUGUUUUAUCCAAUCUGGGCAUAACUGCAUCUUAUAAUGAAGCUAGAUUAUAUAUACAAUCUCACAUCGUUUGUAACGCUAAAAAAUUUUUACAUAACGUUUGGAUUCAUUUUGGGUUUGAUAAUGCCGACUUUCCGGUCCAAUCGUUGAAUGGAUCAAAAAGUUGGCAUGUCGCAGAUGGGGCACUGUUCGCCGUCCUUGUUGAUUGUUACGAACCCCAAGAGGGCGCGAAAAAAUUAAAAAAAGUCCUGAAUGUAGAAGAAAUUGUUGCUUUCGGUAAAAUUCCCACUUGUAAUUACGUCAAUAAGAUUCCAGAUGGGUAG
Molecule: messenger RNA, 801 nt
Organism: Psylliodes chrysocephalus
Lineage: Eukaryota; Metazoa; Arthropoda; Insecta; Coleoptera; Chrysomelidae
Source: the annotation of a GenBank genome assembly